Messenger RNA from Sorghum bicolor (sorghum), 1192 nucleotides. RefSeq lists its product as uncharacterized. Lineage: Eukaryota; Viridiplantae; Streptophyta; Magnoliopsida; Poales; Poaceae. The record is from RefSeq and is a predicted model, not a curated record. Bases 97 to 813 code for a protein of 238 amino acids. The transcript has a single exon.
CGACACAGCCCAUUUGUUUGUAAGCUUAUCUCCAAAUCGCACAGCCUCAUCCGCUCGUGUCGUCCGAGCAGACCACUCAUCAUCCCGUCAUCCGUCAUGGCGGCCUCCUCCUUCCUCAGGCCACUCCUCCCUCCCCAACCCCUCCUCUCCGCCCGCAGACCCCACCUCCCCGCUGCUCCCACCACGAGCACCACCACCGUACGCUGCACUGCCGCGCCCAAACCGGCCACCUCGACGCCGAAACCCAGCCAGGAAGAGGCCAACAGCCGAGCACUACAGCAAGUAGAACCCACUCCGGACGAGGCGAACGGCAACCCGAACAGCAUCCCCGACUCGGAGACCCCGGUGUCGGCGACGGUGACCACCUCCUUCGCGGUGGCUCGUCGGCUGCCGUCCGCCAUCUCCCCGGACCGGCGGCCGCGGACGGCGCUGACGCAGGAGGAGCCGCCCAACUACGAGAUCGGGUGGAAGCGCACCAAGGCGCUUCCGCUGGAGAAGCCCCGCGGGUGGGCCGUCGCCGACUUCCUGGAGAAGCUGGAGGGCCUGCUGGCGCGCGGCCGGUACGGGUCCGCGCAGCUGCUGGGCACCGUGGCCGGCGUGGUGACGGAGCGCGCCCGCGAGGAGACCGAGGUCCUGGUGGCCGAAGGCGGCGUGGAAGAGCGCGUCGUCACGGAGCUCUUCCGCGUGCUCCGCCUCGUGGAGAUGGACGUGGAGAUGGUCAAGGCCGCCGUCAAGGAGGAGACCGUCAAGGAGCGCGUCGAGACCGCGCGCGCACGCUGCCGCCAGGCCAUCCUCGUCGCCCUCUCGCUCUGACGCUGAUCUGAUCGGCAGUAUACACGCCUUUCUGUAAUAACUACAUAAACAAACGAGAUUAGCGUGAUAGUAUUGGCUUAUUCGAUUACAGAAAUACUGAUGUUAUAAACAAACGAGAUUCCGCGUGCUGGGUUAUGUGAUCGGUCCAAACAUCAGUAUUUCGUUAGCACUGUUCCUUUGGGGUGAAAAGCCAUGGCAGAAAAAUACUGUUUGCUGAUUUGUUUCUUAGAAGAAAAACACCGGAUACCUUCAAACGAAUAGUGAAAUUGAUGCCGCAGUGGAUGCAGUAUUACAUGUGUGCAGGGUAUGCUAUCGUAUUAUGGACGAUAUGUACAAAUCUGCACUGUUGAUCUAGGAGAGUUUCCUCUCCUUUGUUUCA